This is a messenger RNA of Rubroshorea leprosula, 3187 nucleotides long. NCBI's taxonomy places the organism in Eukaryota, Viridiplantae, Streptophyta, Magnoliopsida, Malvales, Dipterocarpaceae. The record is from the annotation of a GenBank genome assembly.
CAUAUCUCUACCGUGCAUCAUCAAAAAUCUAAAAUCAAAGCCCAAAUCUCUUGUUUCUUUCUUUCUCCAUAUGGGUUUCGACUCCUCUCCAUACUGCUCUUAAUUAAAUAGGAAAUUGGUAAGUUGUUAUGGAUCCUUUCUUUCUCUUUUUUUUUUUUCCUUUUUGACUCUUCCUAUGGAUCUUGAUUCUAUCUCUCAUCUUCUAUUUUUGAAAGUUCAUACAUAGACACACCAUCAGACCAUCUGCUCUCUUCAUCACUGUAAUCCUUCUUUCGUUGGCAAGGUGUCACUGCAGGUAAAAUCCCUAAUUCUUUCUUUAUUUUUUCUCCCCAUGCAUUGUACUAUAGUUUGAAAGUAAAGCAAUGUUUUGAUUUCUUCUUGAAAUUGAACUUAGAAGAUAGUGUUUCCUUUCCCUCUGCUUCAACCAUUCAUUGCUAGCAAAUCUUUUUUUUCUUCUCUAGUCAUCAUCAUCAUAUUCCAUGGCCUUAGAACCAGUAAAUCUCAUCCAAGCUUUCACCUUUCCCCUCAUCUCCGAUUUCUCCUUCCAUUUUCGAUUUUUCCUCUCAUCUUCGAUCUUUGAUUCAUGGUCACCGGAGGAGGCCAGAGGAGUAAUGUGGCUAAUAUUGAUGUAACAAUAGCAAACAAUGCUAUUGAGUUGCAGAACAAUGAUGGUGAGGGUGGGAAUCUUGGAAAGAAAAGAAAGGGUAUACAAAAAAGGUCAAAGGUAUGGCUACACUUCACUGCAUUUGAUGAUCCAUUUACUAGUAAGCACAAAGCAAGAUGUAAUUAUUGUGGAAAGGUGUUGCGUGCUGAAUCUAGGAGAAAUGGUACUUCUACCAUGAAUGGUCAUAUUGAAUGUUGCUUGAAAAAUCCUAGUAAUUUGAAAAACAAUACACUAUUGAAGUAUGUUAGUAAAGUAGAUGGAAGUAAGACAGUGAUGGAUUUAGGAACUUGGAAGUUUGAUGAAGGUGCAGUGAAGAGAGCAUUGGCUGAAAUGUUAAUCAUUGAUGAAGACUCCUUUAGCUUAGUUGAAAAAUUAGGCUUUAGGAGGUUUUGUGAAGUAGCAUUGCCACCAACUUUUAAAAUUCCAUCUAGGAGAACCAUUACUAGACAAUGCUAUAAGAUCUAUGCAGAACAUAGAACUGCCUUGAAAAUUUUUUUCAAAGAAUCAAAUUUAAGAGUUUCAUUAACCACCGACACUUGGACCAGCUUACAAAGAAUCACUUAUAUGAGCUUGACUGCUCAUUUCAUUGAUGCUAAGUGGAAGUUACAUAAGAAAAUACUAUGUUUCUAUCCUGUUGAUAGCCAUAAAGGAGAUGAGUUAAGAGAUCUUCUUGUUAGAUGUUUGAAGGAUUGGGGAUUAGAGAAAAUUUAUGCAUUAACUGCUGAUAAUGCAUCAACAAAUGAUGGACUUGUGAGGGUUUUAAAAGAUGCAGUGAACAAAUGGGGAACUGCUAUUCUUGGUGGGAAAGACAUUCACAUGAGAUGUGCAGCCCACAUCAUAAACUUGGUUGUUGGUGAGGGUACCAAAAAGAAAGAGAUGAAUAUAUCUGUGACUGCAAUUAGGGCUACAGUUAAGUAUAUUAGGCAAAGUCCUAUGAGGUUAAAGAGAUUUAAGGAGGCUUGUGAGUGGGUAGAAAUUGAAUCCAAAAAGCUAUUAUGUUUGGAUGUCCCAACAAGGUGCAAUUCACUUUAUUUAAUGUUGGACACUACUGAGAGGUUUGAGGAAGCUUUUGAGAGAUAUGCAAGACAAGACCCACACAUGAAGAAUGAGUUAAAUGAUGGUCCCAAUGCUCCUAGAUUCCCUUCUUGCAUAGAUUGGGAAAAUGAUGUGGAUCUUCAUGAUCUUGCUGGUAAAAUGAGGAAAAAGUAUAAAAAAUAUGGGGGGGAUCCAGGGGAGAUGAACAAAAACAUCUUCUUUGCAGUGGUGUUGGAUCCAAGGUAUAAGAUGGAUUAUUUGGAGUAUUUAAUAUUAAAGAUGUAUGGCCGUAAACCUAAUGGUGAACUUGAUGAUAAUGGGCCUCUUUAUGUUGCCUUGGUCAAACGUGAGAUGGGAAUAUUGUUUGAAGAAAACAAGAGGUUGAAUUCCUCUACUACGAAAUCAAGUGACCCUCAAUCAUUUGAUGAACAAGGAAGCAGCUCUACCUCUACAACUAAUAUCCAAAGUGGCAGAAAAGCAGAGUUGGAGAAGUACUUGGCAGAAGAUCCCGAUCCCAAGGAUGAGAACGAAGAUAUUGAUGUUCUUCAGUGGUGGAAGAUGAAUGAGCAUAGAUUUCCAAUGGUAGCAACCAUGGCAAGAGAUGUCUUGGUAGUUCCAAUAUCUACUGUUGCUUCUGAAUCAGCAUUCAAUACUAGAGAUUGGUUGAGAGAUAAGGCUGUUUUUGAUAUGGAGGAGGAGGAUUUGGAUACACUAGACAGUUUAGAGAAAGAGUUUGAUAAGAUUCAUUUGGAUUCCACCAUUCUUGAAUGAACGAUGGAUUUACAAAUGGUAAGGUAUAAGGUUUCUUUUGGACAAAGACUUUCUUUUGGACGUCUUUUAGACAGCUUUGAAGUAUUGAGAGAUGGCAAUUAGACAGAACAUGCAACUUGUGUUAAGGAAGAAUGGCUCUCAACUUUGCAUUUAAAGGUUACUUCAAAAGCUAUUUUGGACGCUCAAAAGAGAGAGAUGGUUAUGCGAAGUGGUUUGCUAGAAAUGUGGCUUCAGGGAGUGCUGCUAGGGCAACUACAUCGUUGUUGCUAUAUCAUUUGGAUUAUGCAUGUACCAGGCUUGGCACUGAUGCAAUACAAUGCUCAGUUAAUGGCCAAUGACAGUUCAAAGGGCUUUUGGAUGUCUACCAGAAAACAUUGUCAAGUGAUGGCAUUGUAGGUUUAUAUUGUGGAUUUGGGGUUCAAUCAUGGGAAUCACUCUAUACCAAGGCAUGUACUUUGGGAUCUAUGACACAAUGAAGCCUAUUGUUUUGGUUGGACCUCUUGAGGGGAAUUUCUUUGCUAGUUUCUUUCUGGGUUGGAGUAUCACCACUGUUUCUGGGGUGUGUGCCUAUCCUUUUGAGUCUUUGACACAGUUCGAUAGCGAAUGAUGCUGUCUUUUUUAUGAACUUAUGAAAUGUGAUGGUUUAUUAACUUUGUCACUUUGGAUAUUUGGUCCAAAUAUCCAAAUCAUAAAAUUAAAGAAAAUGGAUCACAGCAU